AUGGAGGAAGUCAGAUCAGUUUUGGGAGAACCUUCUUUAUCUAUCUAUCUAACUCAGUCUGUUCAGAUCUAUCUAUCUAUCAGUCUGUCUAUCUAUCUAUCUAUCUCAGCCUGUUCAGAUCUAUCUAUCUAUCUAUCUAUCUAUCUAACUCAGUCUGUUCAGAUCUAUCUAUCUAUCUCAGCCUGUUCAGAUCUAUGUAUGUAUCUAUCUCAGUCUGUUCAGAUCUAUCUAUCUAUCUAUCUAUCUAUCUAUCUAUCUAUCUAUCACAGCUUAUUCACAUCUCUCUCUCUCUCUCUAUAUAUAUAUAUAUAUAUAUAUAUAUAUAUAUAUAUAUAUCAAUCUGUUCAGAUCUAUCUAUCUAUCUAUCUGUGUAAUCAUCUAUUGUGUUCAUAUCAAUCUAUCUACAUACCUAUCUAUCUAUUCUUUUCAUAUCUAUCUGUCUAUCUACUCUGUCCAUGUCUAUCUAUUUUGGUUUUUCGUAUCUAUCUAUCUAUCUAUCUAUCACUGUUUUUCACAUCUAUCAAUCACAGUCAUUUUCACAUCUAUCUAUCUAUCUCUCUGUCUAUCGAUCUAUCUUGCUCCGACCUUUUGAAGCCAAUGACAAUCGAAGGUCCCGCCCCAAACCAGACACCCUGA
Molecule: messenger RNA, 636 nt
Organism: Acanthosepion pharaonis
Lineage: Eukaryota; Metazoa; Mollusca; Cephalopoda; Sepiida; Sepiidae
Source: the annotation of a GenBank genome assembly